Messenger RNA from Pelobates fuscus (common spadefoot toad), 1014 nucleotides. RefSeq names its product olfactory receptor 11A1-like. Gene Ontology annotation, biological process: G protein-coupled receptor signaling pathway. The transcript has a single exon. The record is from RefSeq and is a predicted model, not a curated record. Gene Ontology annotation, molecular function: G protein-coupled receptor activity; olfactory receptor activity. Bases 1 to 1014 code for a protein of 337 amino acids. Gene Ontology annotation, cellular component: membrane. NCBI's taxonomy places the organism in Eukaryota, Metazoa, Chordata, Amphibia, Anura, Pelobatidae.
AUGGAAUUGUGGUGUAACCAGAAAAGCUUGCAUUCAUUCCCAGACUCUAAACAUGUGAUAAACAUGGACAAUCAGUCUACUUUAACAGAAUUUAUACUCUUGGGAUUCAAUGUUUCGCAAAACUAUAAGAAUUUAAUUUUUGUAAUUUUCCUGAUUACUUAUGUUAUAACAGUGACAGGAAACAUCUUGAUCUUUGGAUUGGUUUGCAGCAGUAACUCCCUCCACACUCCCAUGUAUGUCUUACUUUGUAACUUGUCUUUAUCAGAAAUAUUCUUCACCACUACAACAGCCCCCAACAUGAUGCACCUCGUGCUAAAUGAUAUUAAAAAAAUGUCUCUAGCAGGUUGCUUGAUCCAGUUGUAUCUAUUUGCAUCUCUUGCAACUACUGAUUGCCUACUCCUGGCUGUAAUGUCUUAUGACAGGUAUUUGGCUAUAUGUAAUUCAUUACGAUACAAUUCUUUGAUUGACAUCAGUUUAUGUAUCAAAAUGGCCAUCUGGUGCUGGGCAGCUGGUUUUGGGUUCAUGUUUACGCUGGUAGUGAGGGUUGGAAAUCUCAGAUUCUGUGGCCCUAAAUAUAUUGACCAUUUCAUGUGUGACUUUUCUCCAAUAAUAACACUUUCUUGUUCAGACACAAGCACAGUUCAAAUUCAAUCAUUUAUCCUUACAGUUAUAGUUGUGCUUUUACCAUUUAUGAUUAUUAUUGUAUCCUACAUGUUUAUACUUGGGACAAUCUUUAGCAUAUCAUCAGUUAUAAGACGGCAGAAAGUCUUCUCCACCUGCAGUUCUCAUCUCAUGGUGGUAUCCAUGUACUAUGGAACUUUAUUAGCUAUUUAUCUGGCACCUUCAAAAGGACAGUCAACAAACGUAAACAAGAUCUUCAGCUUGUUAUAUACGGUGGUGACACCAUUAUUUAAUCCCAUAAUCUAUGGUCUCAGGAGCAAAGAAAUCCAACAAACAUUGAUAAUAACACUAAGUAAAUGUUACUCGUUGUUUUAUAAAAGAUCUCUGAAAUGA